AUGGCAUCAGCCUACGAGGUUGGCACAAGAGCAUGGCAGCCAGAUACUGCUGAAGGUUGGGUGGCUUCGGAGCUUGUCAACAAGACCGUUGAUGGCUCCAAGGUUAAGCUGACCUUCCAGCUUGAGAAUGGCGAGUCCAAAGUUAUCGAGGUGUCUGUAGACGGCCUUGCGACCGGUAACGAUCCGUCUCUGCCCCCUCUGAUGAACCCAACAAUGCUCGAAGCCAGCGACGAUCUUACGAAUUUGUCUCAUCUUAACGAACCUGCUGUUCUGCAGGCAAUUCGGCUCCGAUACUUGCAAAAGGAGAUAUACACUUACAGUGGUAUCGUCCUUAUUGCCACCAAUCCAUUUGCCCGAGUCGAUUCUCUCUAUGUACCAGGCAUGGUUCAAGUUUAUGCCGGGAGGCAACGAGCGACCCAGGCUCCUCAUUUGUUUGCCAUUGCUGAGGAGGCCUUUAUGGACAUGCUUCGCGACAAGAAGAACCAGACUGUCGUAGUUUCUGGAGAGUCUGGAGCUGGUAAAACCGUCAGCGCCAAAUAUAUCAUGCGAUAUUUUGCGACCAGAGAGUCACCCGACAACCCUGGUGGGCGUUCCAAGCGUGGCGCCGAGUCCAUGAGCGAGACGGAAGAGCAGAUCCUUGCGACAAACCCUAUCAUGGAAGCGUUCGGUAACGCCAAGACGACUCGAAACGACAACUCGUCACGAUUCGGAAAGUAUAUUGAGAUCAUGUUCGACGAGCAUACGAAUAUUAUUGGUGCCAAGAUCAGGACUUACCUGCUCGAACGCUCUCGAUUAGUGUUUCAGCCUCUCAAGGAGCGAAACUAUCAUAUCUUCUAUCAACUUAUUGCUGGUGCCUCCGAUAAGGAGCGGGAGGAGCUUAGCCUCCUACCUAUCGAAGAGUUCGAAUAUUUAAACCAAGGAAACUGCCCUACGAUUGAUGGCGUGGAUGACAAAGCCGAGUUCGAGGCGACCAAGAAGUCGCUCUCAACUAUUGGUGUUACAAAUGACCAGCAAUCGAGCAUCUUCAAACUACUGGCCAGUCUUCUGCACCUUGGAAAUGUCAAGAUUACUGCAUCCCGCAAUGACAGUGUCUUGGCUCCGAACGAGCCUUCUCUGGAGCGUGCUUGUGAUAUCCUUGGUAUCAAGGCCGAGGAGUUUGCCAGAUGGAUUGUCAAGAAGCAGCUGGUUACCCGUGGCGAGAAAAUCACCUCGAACCUCAGUCAAGCACAGGCCAUCGUUGUUCGAGAUUCCGUCGCCAAGUUUAUCUACUCAAGCCUCUUCGACUGGCUCGUUGAUAUCAUCAACCACAGUUUGGCUGCUGAGGAAGUUCUGAGUCGAGUGACUUCAUUCAUCGGUGUUUUGGAUAUCUACGGUUUCGAGCAUUUCGCCAAGAACUCGUUCGAACAGUUCUGUAUCAACUACGCCAAUGAGAAGCUUCAACAAGAGUUUAACCAGCACGUCUUCAAGCUUGAGCAGGAAGAGUACCUGAGGGAACAGAUCGACUGGACAUUUAUUGACUUCUCCGAUAACCAGCCUUGUAUUGAUCUAAUUGAAGGCCGAAUGGGUAUUCUGUCUUUGCUCGACGAAGAGUCCCGUCUUCCCAUGGGAUCAGAUGAGCAGUUUGUUACCAAGCUUCAUCACAACUUCACCCCUGACAAGCACAAAUUCUACAAGAAGCCUAGGUUCGGAAAGUCAGCUUUCACUGUUUGCCAUUAUGCCAUCGACGUCACAUACGAGUCCGAGGGUUUCAUUGAGAAGAACAGAGAUACUGUGCCUGAUGAGCACAUGGCUGUCCUUCGAGCUACAAGCAACGAGUUCCUCAAGACGGUCCUAGAUGCUGCCACAGCUGUACGAGAGAAGGAUGCCGCCUCAUCGUCUUCCAACGCCGUUAAGCCCGCUGCUGGUAGGAAGAUUGGCGUGGCCGUCAACAGGAAGCCCACACUAGGAGGUAUCUUCAGAUCCUCACUUAUCGAGCUUAUGAGCACCAUCAACAACACUGAUGUUCACUACAUCCGAUGUAUCAAGCCUAACGAGGCUAAGGAAGCCUGGAAGUUCGAAGGACCUAUGGUUCUUAGUCAGCUCCGUGCUUGUGGUGUUCUCGAGACGGUCCGCAUUAGUUGUGCUGGUUACCCUACUCGUUGGACAUAUGAGGAGUUUGCUCUCCGAUACUACAUGCUGGUGACGUCUGAUCAAUGGACUUCGGAAAUUCGUGAGAUGGCCGAUGCGAUCCUUAAGAAGGCGCUCGGGUCAAGCAGCACCAAGGGCCUGGAUAAAUACCAACUUGGUCUCACUAAGAUUUUCUUCCGGGCCGGUAUGCUUGCUUUUUUGGAGAACCUACGCACCACUAGACUCAACGACUGUGCGAUUAUGAUCCAGAAGAACUUGAGAGCCAAGUACUACCGACGACGCUACCUCGAUGCUCGCGAGGCCAUCAUUAUGACACAGUCUGCCAUCAGGUCUUGGAAGGCGAGAAAACAGGUCCAGGAGCUUCGUACCAUCCGGGCCGCCAUAUCUAUCCAGCGUGUCUGGAGGGGAUACAAGCAGCGCAAGUACUACGUACAGUUCAGGAAGGAUAUGGUCCUCUUCGAAUCCAUCGCCAAGGGAUACCUCCGACGAAAGAACAUCAUGGAGGAACGACUCGGUAAUGCCGCUCUCAAGAUCCAACGUGCCUGGCGAUCGCGAAGGCAAAUUAGGUCAUGGAGGCAGUAUAGAAAGAAGGUCAUUCUCAUCCAGAGUCUGUGGCGUGGAAGAAUGGCGCGAAAGGAGUACAAGACUGUUCGUGAGGAGGCUCGUGACUUGAAGCAGAUUUCAUACAAGCUUGAAAACAAGGUUGUUGAGUUGACGCAGUCUUUGGGCUCCAUGAAGGAGAAGAACAAGGGUCUUGCGUCACAGGUUGAGAAUUACGAGGGACAAAUCAAGUCGUGGAAGAAGCGACACAACGAUCUUGAAGCUCGAACCAAGGAGCUUCAGACUGAAGCUAAUCAGGCUGGUAUCGCAGUCGCCCGACUGCAAGCGAUGGAGGACGAGAUGAAGAAGCUUCAAAUCGCAUUUGACGAGUCAACAGCCAACAUCAAGAGAAUGCAAGAGGAGGAGAGAGAACUCCGAGAGUCUCUGCGAACCACAAACACAGAGUUGGAGACAGCGAGGAGAUCAAGCACUCAACACGAGAAGGACAACAGCAGUCUCAGACAGGAACUCGAAUCUCUUCGAGACGCCCUCGAGCUGGCUCGAAGGAACGCACCCAUCAACGGAGAACUCGCCAAUGGGGCAGCCCCUGCGGCAUCAGCACCCUCUGGUCUCAUCAACCUUGUUGCGUCCAAGAAGCCUAAGCGCAGGAGUGCCGGAGCCGAACCGCGCGAUCUUGAUCGCUUUAGUGGUACCUAUAACCCUCGACCGGUUUCCAUGGCUGUUACUAGCACGGCUCAUCGUCAGAAUCUUUCUGGCUCGACUUUUCUUCCUGGCGUCGAUAAUAUCGAGAUGGAACUCGAGACACUUCUCGCAGACGAGGAUGGUCUCAAUGAGGAGGUGACGAUGGGACUGAUCCGAAAUCUCAAGAUCCCCUCCCCCAGCACUACUCCACCGCCAUCGGACAAGGAGGUAUUGUUCCCUUCAUACCUUAUCAACCUGGUCACAUCCGAGAUGUGGAACAACGGUUUCGUGAAAGAAUCGGAACGCUUCUUGGCCAACGUGAUGCAAUCCAUUCAGCAGGAGGUUAUGCAGCAUGAUGGUGACGAGGCUAUUAACCCCGGCUCUUUCUGGCUGUCAAACGUGCACGAGAUGUUGUCCUUCGUAUUCCUUGCUGAGGAUUGGUAUGAAGCUCAAAAGUCGGACAACUAUGAGUAUGACCGACUUUUGGAGAUUGUCAAGCACGACCUCGAGAGCUUGGAGUUCAACAUCUACCAUACAUGGAUGAAGGUGUUGAAGAAGAAGUUGCAUAAGAUGAUCAUUCCUGCCAUCAUUGAGUCUCAGUCUCUUCCUGGUUUUGUUACCAACGAAAGCAGCCGAUUCUUGGGCAAGCUCCUUCAGUCAAAUUCGACUCCAGCCUAUAGCAUGGACAACCUGCUCAGCCUCCUGAACAGCGUCUUCCGUGCAAUGAAGGCAUACUACUUGGAGGACUCGAUCAUUACACAGACCAUCACCGAGCUGCUGCGGUUGGUGGGCGUGACAGCGUUCAACGACCUGCUCAUGCGAAGAAAUUUCCUCUCUUGGAAGCGUGGUCUGCAGAUCAACUACAACAUCACCCGUAUCGAGGAAUGGUGUAAGAGCCACGAUAUGCCCGAAGGCACGCUUCAGCUGGAGCAUUUGAUGCAAGCAACCAAGCUUCUUCAACUCAAGAAGGCCACCCUGAACGACAUAGAAAUCAUUCAGGAUAUCUGCUGGAUGCUAUCACCAAACCAGAUCCAGAAGCUGCUCAACCAAUACUUGGUCGCCGACUACGAGCAGCCUAUCAACGGCGAGAUCAUGAAGGCAGUUGCCUCGCGUGUGACUGAGAAGAGCGAUGUUCUUCUCCUCCAAGCUGUCGAUAUGGACGAUAGCGGUCCUUAUGAGAUCGCCGAGCCUCGAGUCAUCACAGCACUUGAGACCUAUACACCCUCUUGGCUCCAAACUCCUCGCCUGAAGAGACUGGCCGAGAUCGUUUCAGCACAGGCUAUCGCCCAGCAGGAGAAGUUUGAUUACACCGACGGCGAAGACUACGAAGACGGCCAUAAUGAGCUUCCAGGCGUUGAUGAGGUGGAAGUAGAGCAGUAA
Fusarium sp. VM40 is the source of this 4749-nucleotide messenger RNA. NCBI's taxonomy places the organism in Eukaryota, Fungi, Ascomycota, Sordariomycetes, Hypocreales, Nectriaceae. The record is from the annotation of a GenBank genome assembly.